Pocillopora verrucosa is the source of this 2985-nucleotide messenger RNA. Its product is annotated as phenylalanine--tRNA ligase beta subunit-like. Gene Ontology annotation, biological process: phenylalanyl-tRNA aminoacylation. NCBI's taxonomy places the organism in Eukaryota, Metazoa, Cnidaria, Anthozoa, Scleractinia, Pocilloporidae. Gene Ontology annotation, molecular function: RNA binding; ATP binding; magnesium ion binding. Gene Ontology annotation, cellular component: cytoplasm; phenylalanine-tRNA ligase complex. The record is from RefSeq and is a predicted model, not a curated record.
AGGAUUGGCUGAUGAAAUUACCCUAAGGAUUUAUUUAUGAUUUUUGUAACUUUAAAAUUCUUUUCGUGAAAAGGUUAUUCUCAAGACAUGCCGACCGUGGACGUUAAGCGAGACUUGUUAUUCAAGGCCAUUGGAAAGGAGUACACGGAUGAAGAGUUUGAAGAACUGUGCUUUGACUUUGGACUUGAACUGGAUGAAGUGGUUGAGGAAGGUGAUGAAGGAGUCAUCUACAAAAUUGAAAUCCCAGCCAACAGAUAUGACCUUCUAUGUCUGGAAGGAAUCUCAAGAGGAAUUCAAGUUUUUCUUGGAAAGAUAAAAGCUCCUAGAUACAAAGCUGUGAAACCCAGUGGUGCUAUGCAGAGAUUAAAAAUCUCCAAAAAUACAGCUCUUGUCAGACCUCAUUGUGUUGCUGCCCUCAUAAGGAAUAUUACUUUCACUCAGGAAAGUUAUAACAGCUUCAUUGACCUUCAAGAUAAACUACAUCACAAUCUUUGUCGACGUAGAAGUCUUGUUGCCAUAGGAACUCAUGAUUUUGACACACUGCAAGGACCAUUUUUGUAUGAUGCUCUUCCUCCUCAAGAUAUCAAAUUUAUACCUCUUAACCAGACCAAAGAAUUUACUGCUGUUGAAUUGAUGGACUUGUAUAAGGGGGAAAGCCACUUGAAACAGUACCUGCCAAUCAUUCGGGACAAACCAGUUUAUCCUAUCAUAUUUGAUGCCAAAAGUGUUGUGCUGUCAAUGCCACCAAUUAUCAAUGGUGAACAUUCCAAAAUAACACUCAACACAAGAAAUGUCUUCAUAGAAAGUACAGCCACAGAUCUUCACAAGGCUAAAAUUGUCCUGGACACACUUGUGACAAUGUUCAGUGUCUACUGUGAGGAACCAUUUGUGGUGGAAUCUGUUGAAGUUGAGCAGCCAGAUGGAUCAGUCCUUGUUUAUCCAGAACUUAAAUAUCGCCAUGAAGUGGUCAGUGUUGAGCAGAUUAACAAUAAAAUUGGAAUCAAGGAAUCUCCAGAGAGAGUUGCAGAAUUGUUGACAAGGAUGUGUCUUCAAAGUGAGGUUACUGAUGGUGGGAAAAACGUCAAAGUAGAAAUUCCUCCAACUAGAGCAGAUAUUAUCCACGAGUGUGAUGUAAUUGAAGAUGUGGCCAUUUCUCAUGGAUUUAAUAACAUUGUAAAGAGAAUACCUCCAACCAAUACUAUUGCUAAUCAGUUCAAGUUGAACACACUCUGUGAUCUGCUGAGACAAGAAAUAGCUCAAGCGGGCUUUACAGAAGUUUUAACCUUCGCUCUGUGUUCCCGUGAUGAUGUUUCGGAGAAACUCAAGAAGCCUUUGUCGUCUUCAAAAGCUGUUCACAUCGCAAAUCCAAAAACACUGGAAUUCCAGGUUGCAAGAACAACACUCAUUCCUGGCAUCCUAAAGACCAUUGGCUGUAACAAGAAGAUGCCUCUUCCAAUGAAGCUGUUUGAAAUUUCAGACGUGGUACACAGCGAUGAUCAGAAAGAUGUUGGAGCUCGAAAUCACCGUCGUUUCUGUGCCGCGAAUUACAACAAGACGCCGGGAUUUGAGGUCAUUCAUGGUUUGUUGGACCGCACCAUGCAGCUCCUUGAAGUACCGUACACAGAGGAUAAAACGUCAGUACACGGAUAUUAUCUGGAGGCUCAUGCAGAUGAAACCUUCUUUCCUGGUCGAUGUGCGCAGGUGAUCGUUAACGGAAAGCCCAUCGGCAUCAUGGGAGUAUUACACCCAGAGGUUGUCAGCAACUUCGAGUUGAAUUUACCAUGCGCAGUGCUUGAACUGGACGUGGAGGAGUUCCUUUGAGGGAAUCAGUAAUUACUGAAAUCAAUAGCUGAGUUAUUCAAUAGUUGGCUGCCUGAGGCUGCAGAGAAAAAUGAAUUUAGGAAAUAUUUGUGAAGUCAGAGAAUUGCCCACUUGCUCAUUCAAGUAUGCUGAAACACUUGAAUUUGCAUAACCUUGGUGAUGAAGCUUUCUACUUCCUGUUAAGUCAUUUAGAGCCGUCGCUCUCCAUGCGAUUUGACCAGUAACUGAAUAAUACCCGCUAUCUCAUUGGUCGUUUCCUCUAAUUUACUCCUCUUGUUUUGACCAUACUGGCGCACAAGUCUGAAAGUUUUUACUAGAUUUUUUCCGAUUAAGAAAGUGAAGGUUUAGAAGGCUGAAGCUGAGUAGGAGCUGUUUAGAGGUGGAAAAUAAAACAGCUCAAAUAUCUAAAAGUGCUUAAACUGAAACAAAUCGAAAUUUUGCUUAGUUUGCCGGUCUAUUCGAAAAAAGAUCGAUUUCAUUUUGCCGUUUGCCUGCUCAGUUAUAAAUCAGAAAAGGUGUGAGCAACAAUUAGUAAUGCGCUCGCCUAUGGCCUCCGUGCUUCCUGUUAGUUCUCAAAUCAUUUUAACUUCAUCUGUGUCUCUAACUUACUGAUUGAAUAAGGUGAAAAAGGAAUCUAUUUGUGAAAUAGAUUCGGCUGUCUGCCUACAUUAAUUUUCAAGAGCUCAAGAAGGUCACCCUAAGAUAAGUUUACUCAGUACUGUGUGUUUUAAUUAAAAAGUUUUAACCAAGAAGUUAUAGUAUUUCAAUGCACAAAUUCCAAGACAGUUAAAAAAGGCCCGAUGUGUUGAAUAGCAAGGCCCCAGAGGAAUGUCGGGUCUCUUCCUAGAUCAGCAAAUUCCAUCACUGGUUCCCAUACCACUCUGCUGCAUCACUCUUCUGUACAUUUAACGCCUCCAUUGCGCCGACUACCUUAACAAAACUAAUCUUAUUAUAACGGCCUGAAUUUUGUUUGUGUCCAUGAAGGAGAAGAGAUCUUGACAGACCUUUUUUCAGGCACUAUGAACAAUUAUGAGCAACUUAACGUGCCGAUAAAUCCCUCACUACAAUAGCUGUUUUUCGUAUGUAUAUAUGUCGUGAGGGUGAAGAUGAACUGCAUUUUUCAGUGUAGGAUUAUAAAAAUGAAAAUAAACAAAAUUAAUAGUA